AUGCAUUCAAUUCGCCCUAGAUGGGCUGCAGGCUUUGGCCUACGGACUAGUGCAGGAUUACGACUUGCUAGCCAGCCUCGCGUUCAGAUUUCCCUCGCAUCACAACUAACCACACAGACAGCCCGGAAGAGUAGCUCUGCAGCAGUUCCAAGAAAGGCCCUGCAAGAGCGGAUACAGCAGAUCAAAGAUGCCUGUGCAGACCCAUACCCUCGCCUCGCGGUGGACAAGCGCACAGUAAGCUGCGCCGAGUUUCGUUCUCGCUAUGCCGAGCUGGCCGACAAUGAUUCAGUAGAAGACACGGUCAUCGUCUCUGGAAGAAUCCGUACCUAUAGACUCGCGGGAAGCAAAUUGAUCUUCUUCGAUAUCGUGCAAGACGGCCAUAAACUCCAGGUGAUGUGCAACAAGCGUCGUCUGGAGAGUGUUUCCCCCGAGGAUUUCAAGAAGUUCUACCGGCUUCUGCGUCGUGGUGACGCUUUCUCUGUAACCGGUAGACCGCACCGCACGGGUCGAGGCGAGCUCACUAUCGACGCGAGUGAGUUACCGCAGCUACUCUCGCCGUGUCUGCACGAUAUCCCCGUCCACGAUGCUGAACACGAGACCUCCCCGUACCCUCGCCAUGUCCAGUUCCUGGCUGAUCCUGCCACGGCGGAUAUCAUUCGAAUUCGCGCGGCUCUCAUACAGUAUCUGCGUCAGUUCUUUGUCGACCGCUCCUUUAUGGAGGUUAGCACCCCGAUCAUCGGGUCUGUGGCUGGCGGCGCGAUUGCUCGUCCAUUCUACACCUACGCCACUGAGUUCUCGGACCGUCAGCUGUCGCUGAGAAUUGCACCAGAGCUAUGGCUCAAGCGGCUGGUGGUCGGUGGAUUCGACAAGGUCUUUGAGAUCGGACCGUCGUUCCGGAAUGAGGGACUGGACAAGACGCACAACCCAGAAUUCACCACCUGCGAAUUUUACCACGCAUACGCCAACCUCGAGAACCUAAUGACCAUGACCGAGGACCUUCUCUCCGGCAUGGCAGCCCACAUCCGCGCCUCAAAUACAACCGCCACUCUCAACCCCACCAGCGCCAACUUCGCUGCGCCAUUCCGUCGCAUCGACUUCAUCACCGGCAUCGAAGAAGCCACAGGCCACAAACUGCCCGACCUGGAAUCCCCCGACGCCUUGGACAAAGUCACAACCCUCUUCAGCGAACUCUCUCACCCAUUACCUUCCAAUCCGACCCUCCCUCGUCUCCUUGACGAGCUAUGCAGCAUCUACGUCGAACCCCAAUGCAUCGACCCAACCUUCAUCAUCAACCCACCCGAAUGCCUCUCCCCACUUUCCAAAUCCUUCAUCCACCCAACAACCAAGCAGCGCGUUGCCGCGCGCGGUGAACUCUUCAUCGAAGGCAAGGAAGUGGUGAAUACAUACGAGGAGGAGAAUUCGCCAUUCGAGCAGCGUCGCAAAUUCGAAGACCAGCUGCGGUUCGGCAAAGAUGCCGGUGAGCCUGGUGGGAUUGAUGAGAGUUACCUCGAAGCCUUGGAGUGGGGCCUACCUUCAACGGGUGGUUGGGGAUGUGGUGUUGACCGUCUCGUUAUGUUGUUUACGGGGGCUAAGCGAAUUAAUGAUGUGUUGCCUUUUGGCAACCUCAGGGCUGUAACCAGACGGGGCAGUUGA
Messenger RNA from Penicillium bovifimosum, 1653 nucleotides. RefSeq lists its product as uncharacterized. Gene Ontology annotation, molecular function: lysine-tRNA ligase activity; ATP binding; tRNA binding. The transcript is spliced from 5 exons. The coding region runs from base 1 to 1653 and encodes 550 amino acids. Gene Ontology annotation, cellular component: cytoplasm; mitochondrion. Gene Ontology annotation, biological process: mitochondrial lysyl-tRNA aminoacylation. The record is from RefSeq and is a predicted model, not a curated record. Lineage: Eukaryota; Fungi; Ascomycota; Eurotiomycetes; Eurotiales; Aspergillaceae.